Messenger RNA from Drosophila ficusphila, 1687 nucleotides. RefSeq names its product cysteine-rich with EGF-like domain protein 2 (gene Creld). The record is from RefSeq and is a predicted model, not a curated record. Lineage: Eukaryota; Metazoa; Arthropoda; Insecta; Diptera; Drosophilidae. Gene Ontology annotation, molecular function: calcium ion binding. The transcript is spliced from 3 exons. Bases 104 to 1228 code for a protein of 374 amino acids.
UCGAUGAUAUCGGCAAGACCCCAUGCGUUUUCCAACACUUUUGUGUAUUUUAAUUACACGUAAACUUGUGAUUCGCCGGGCAAAAAAUCUUUAAUCCUUUAAAAUGAGAGCAAAGUCCUAUUGGCCAAUCCUACUGCCGUUCCUAGCGAUGGCAACGGCGUCUUUUUCGGGCGAAAAGCCAGUUCCUCCACCCUGCAGGGCCUGCAGUCAGCUGGUAGGCUCCUUUAAGGCAGGACUCGAGCGUACCAAGCGUGGACACGGGGGCGGGGACACUGCCUGGGAGGAGGAAAAGUUACGUUCCUACAAAAACAGCGAGGUGCGGCUUGUGGAGAUCCAGGAGAAGCUCUGCUCGGACUCGGAAGUGGUCAACAAGGACCACUGCCACAACCUGGCCAAUGAGCACGAGGCGCUUCUCGAGGACUGGUUUACCAACAAGCAGGGAGACAGUCCCGACCUGCAGUCCUGGCUCUGCAUCGAUCACCUAGCCGUCUGCUGCCCAGCGAACAGUUACGGACCGGACUGUCAGCCCUGCACUGACUGCAACGGAAACGGUAAAUGCAAGGGUGACGGAACUCGAAAGGGUAACGGAAAAUGUAAGUGUGAUCCAGGCUAUUCGGGACCGAACUGCAACGAAUGUGGACCGGAGCACUACGAAUCCUUCCGCGACGAAAAAAAGCUUUUGUGCACGCAAUGCCACGCCGCUUGUGGCGAAGGCGGCUGCACUGGAGGCGGUCCGAAGAGCUGUCGCAAGUGCAAGGAGGGUUGGAGCAUGGACUCAGAAGCGGGCUGCGUAGACAUUAACGAGUGCUUGGAGCAAAAACGCCCAAACUCGUGCCGACCGCAGCAGUUUUGCGUGAACAACGAGGGCUCCUUCAGCUGCCUGGAAUGUGAUCGGUCCUGUGAUGGCUGCGACGGCGAUGGACCGGACAUGUGCAAGAAGUGUGCGGAUGGAUACGCGAUAAGGGACGGCAAAUGCCACGACCUUUCUGCGGAGCAACGCAGCAACUACGUGAGCUAUACGCGAAUGCUCACAUACUUUGGAAUGUGCGUGGCUACCUGUGUCAUCUUUCAGAGCUCCACCCACAUUGCCUGGGGUUGUAUUGUUGGGGCGGCGGUGGCAGUGUACAUUGCUGUUUCCGAGUACUGGAUUAACUCGGAGGCAGAAGGCGGGCGCCAGCCCGAAUUCGACACGAAACAGCUGGAGGAACUAAUCAUGAAGUCGUUAUAAGUCAAGCUAAGCUGGGUCGAGGGACACUCAUCGGACCAUAGUGUUAGAUUUAUUCUAUGAAUAAGAUGCACGAGGGCUUUGAACCGCAACAUUCUUGAUUUACUGUUUGCUUGCGCUCUAACGUUUUUGUAUUUUGUUUGCAGUCAGCAGCGAAUCAGAUUCCGAGGUGCACGGUGACGAGUCAACGCACGAAGAACUGUAACGCACAGUCAUGCACAUCCUUUAGUCAAUUUUAGUUUAUUAGAUCAUAUUAUUACCAAUCGAUAUCGGAAUGUGUAUUGCCAAAGUGUAUUUAAAAAACUAAUCUUUACCUCCAAAAAUGUACAAAAGUUUAUAAUUUUGCAAUUAUCUUGUUAAUGGUAUCACAAUUAGAUAUUUAUUAUAUUUGGUUUCAAAAAUUUUAAAAAUAACAAAUACAGCCAAAACAUGCAUACAUUUUAGUAUCAUUAACCAUUUUAA